This is a messenger RNA of Rasamsonia emersonii CBS 393.64, 1620 nucleotides long. RefSeq names its product Lactoylglutathione lyase (Glo1). The record is from RefSeq and is a predicted model, not a curated record. The coding region runs from base 1 to 1620 and encodes 539 amino acids. The transcript is spliced from 8 exons. Lineage: Eukaryota; Fungi; Ascomycota; Eurotiomycetes; Eurotiales; Trichocomaceae.
AUGUCUUCACACGACAAUCCAGCUCCUUCUCUGCCUCCAGGGGAGCCGGUCAUCGGCGGCCGCAAUCCUGAUCCCCCCCUGAGCGAGUCCAGCCCAACAAUGGACACAGGCCCGUCCACGGUCUACUACCUCGGCUACCCGCAGACGGAGGCCCAUCGCGCAGACCCGGCCAAGUUCGCGCUCGACACGGUCCAGGGUCCCCCCGGCUUCACGCACACGCUGGGCCUGCUGGAGCUGUGUCAUCUGCACGGGUCAGAGGACGAGAGCAAAGAAUUCCACAUCGCCAACGGGAACAUUCCCCCGCAUCUCGGCUUCGGACAUCUCGGCUUCACGGUCCCCGAUGUAUCUGCCACGGUGGAGCGGUUGCGCCAGGCGGGCGUCAGGAUCGUCAAGGAGCUGGGCGUCGUGAUCAAGGAGACGGUACAGAUCGGUUCCUGGGAGAGUGACCAGUUGGGCAUUGCCCAAAAGGAGCUGCAUCCGAAUUACGUCCGUGUUGCUGAGAAGAUGGCUUAUGUGGAGGAUCCGGGCAAGGGCGAGGCUGCCGGUCUCGUGCUCGCUUCCAAUGCCUGUUUAUCUCUAGCUUCUUUUGUUUAUGCUGAUAUACGGAUGGCUAUCACAUUCGCUGCCCGUGCGGGGUCUUUCAGACGCUCUGGCCAUAUGUACUGUACAUGUACUCUUCGCAAAGUCACAUAUUCGAGUUACACACUACACGUCAUGGUAGUCCCCGCAUAUUUCGGCUGGUCCUCCGGCGACAUCGCCCUAACUAUCAAGCUGCUCCUCAAACUGCGCGAAGCCUUCAGCAAGACAACCGGCGCGUCCGCCCAGUUCGCAGAGGCAGCCAGCUUCCUGGAAGGAUUCAAGGUCACUCUGACCCGGCUGCAGGCGUACGUCGCCACCAGCAGCAACACAGAGAGCCAGUACUCGAAGGAUAUCGAGCAGCAGUUAGUUACGUCGCAUUCAACCCCCGUUUGCGUCCUUCGUCGAGUACCUCGGCAACGGGCGCUGCACGAGCUGUCGGAAUUAGCGGGCAAGAUCGCCCAGCUUAAGAAGGCUGUUUACGAGCCGCUGGUGUUGUCUUGCAAAGUCGACAUCCGACUACUCUCUGUCCGCGGACUCGGACACAAUCGUUCGAGCCAUCAACGACGAGGAAUACCAACGCAGCUGAAGUUGCAGAUCGAGAAGCUGCAGCAGAUGGCAGAGGAGCAGAAGCAGAUCAGCCGACAGACACGCGACACCGUCAUCCAGGGCAGCGAAGAGCUGAUCAAAGCCCAGUCGCAGAAGACCGCAGAACUCCUCGACGCGAUUCGCCGAUUGCACGACCACUUGGGUGAGAUUGUAAAUGCCAUCGGGCGCGACGACCUCCAGACCAGCCUCCGGCACCGGCUCGAAGAGCUGUCGCAGGCGUUGCAGGCGAUGCAGACGUCGACUGCGCAGUCGUUGCAAGAGCUCGAUUCGCUGAUCGAAAACAACAGAAGACAACCGUCUUGGGCAUACCGUGUUGUCGCCGAACUUGGCCGGAGUGUCAUGGCAAGUAGCAUGACGUUCGUGGCCUGGAUCUUUGCCAGACCCCCAAGCUCUGGUGGAUAUCCUGAUGAUGAUGACGACGACGAUGAUGAUUGA